GCGUCGCGUCGUCUCCUCGAAGGUUCCUGAAGAUCCACUCGGCGGUAAGCGCCUCUUACUUCACUGUAAACACACGUCUCUGACCCGGGGGGACACUGGAGCGCCCGGAUCUGGUUUCUGACAUCCUGAGACAAGCCAGUGCGAUCAGACAGGACAGCAGGAUGAACUCUCACUGAUCCAGCAUCUGCACAAGCAACUCAAGAACCAGACUUUCACAGCACAUUCAGGCGUUACGCAAAGAUCGUGGUGGUUUGAUUCCCCACCUCCCCCCUCACACACAAUGACGUCCUCUAUGCUUCGGCGACAGCUAAAGAACCUGGUCCAGAACUACUCUGAGGCUGAGGUCAAGGUGAGAGAGGCUACGUCUAAUGACCCAUGGGGCCCAUCCAGCACUCAGAUGGCCGACCUCUCUGACCUGACCUACAACGUGGUGGCCUGCAACGAAAUCAUGACGAUGCUCUGGAAACGGUUGAAAGACGACAAGAACUGGAGACACAUCCACAAAUCCCUGACACUGCUGGAGUAUCUAUUAAAGACUGGUGACGACCGGGUGCUUCUGAAAAUGAAAGACAGCAUCUACAUCGUCAAAGCCCUCACAGAAUACCGCUUUGUGGAAAAAGAUGGCAAAGAUCAGGGUGGGACCGUGAGAGAGAAGGCCAAGGUUGUCCUUGUUCUAAUGGAGGACGAUGAGAAGCUAAAGGAAGAAAGAGACUUUGCCGUGAAGACCAGAGAGAAGACAUCAAAAAGCUCCGCAGCCUCGUCCUCGGAUGUCGUCAAGGAUCCUAGCUACACGCCAUGCUAUGUGGCCGGGGCCUCAGGGCUCCCAUCCUUAGACAACAUACCCUCAGUGGCUGACUUGACUGCUUCCUUCACCGCCCGCAAAGAGGAACGGAUUCGUCAGGAAAAUGAGAAGAAAGAAACUGAGAGAAGGGCUAAGUUGAGUGACGAUGAGCUGAAAUGGGAAGAUGCAGGCAUAGACACAAACGUCAAAGUUGUUGCUCGGAAAGAAGAGAAGGAAGAGAAAGAGGAGGUGAAGCCAGGUCCUUGGGGAGCGCCCAAAGAACCUAAAGAGGCCACAGAUCCAUGGGGCAAACCCACGACACCGGACACCACUGAAAAAGCAGCUAGCAGUGAUCCUUGGGGGGGUUCAACUGAAGCUGAUGAUCAAUUUGCAGCACCUAAAACGGAUGAGGAUCCAUUUGCUGCAACAAAGAAUGGAGAAGAUCCUUUCGUAGCAUCGAAAGAUGAACAAUAUUCCUUCAACGCCCCAGAAGACGAUCCCUUCAACGGCCCAAAAGACGAUCCCUUCAACGCCCCAAAAGACGAUCCCUUCAACUCGGCAAAAGACGAUCCUUUCAACGCCCCAAAAGACGAUCCCUUCAACGCCCCAAAAGACGAUCCCUUCAACGCCCCAAAAGACGAUCCCUUCAACGCCCCAAAAGACGAUCCCUUCAACGCCCCAAAAGACGAUCCCUUCAACGCCCCAAAAGACGAUCCCUUCAACGCCCCAAAAGACGACCCCUUCAACGCCCCAAAAGACGACCCCUUCAACGCCCCAAAAGACGACCCCUUCAACGCCCCAAAAGACGAUCCUUUCAACGCCCCAAAAGACGACCCCUUCAACGCCCCAAAAGACGAUCCCUUCAACGCCCCAAAAGACGAUCCUUUUAAUGCUUCUAAAGACGAUCUCUUCACUGCACCAGCAUCAACACCCCCUAAAGAAGAUCCUUUCUCUGCACCGCCCAAACCCGCUCAAGAUGACUGCUUUGCUGCACCAACAGCUCCGCCCAAAGAGGAUCCUAUCUCUGCACCAUCAAAGCCUAUAGAAAAUGACCCCUUUGGUUCUCCAACAACAACACCACCUCAAGGGGAUUCUUUCUCUGCAUUAUCCCAACCGACUAAGGAUGACCCCUUCUCUGCCCCAACAACACCCCCCAAAGAGGAUCCCUUCUUUGCACCGUCCAAACCUGCACAAGAUUAUGCCUUCACUGCGCCAACAACCCCCCCCAAAGAGGACCCAUUCCCACCUAGUGCACCAAAGAAUGAUGCCUCAGAUCCCUUCGGUGCUCCUGCUGCAACAUCCCCCCAGGAGAGUGCAGAUGCUUGGGGAGCCCCUGCUAGCUCUCCACCUGCUGCUGUGUCAGAUCCCUGGGAGACACCAUCGACUCCAAAGGAAGCAAACAGUGGAGAUCCUUGGGGAGAUGAGGCGACUGUGACCUCAGCCACUAAUAAUUCUGAUCCAUUCGGGGAUGCAUCCCAACCGGACAAUGGCCCCUGGGGAGCCCCAGCUUCAGCUCCAGCCAGCACAGACGAUGCGUGGGGGUCACCUGCUCCACCCUCGGCCUCCUCACCAGCCAAUGACCCCUUCGGAGAUGGAGCAUCCAAAGCCAAUGACCCCUGGGGUAAAUCAAGCAAUGCAACUAGCAAUGCCACAGGAAAGCGAACAAUGCACAAAGAGGAGACGUACAGAAAGACUGCUCAUUUCUUGGGCUCGGCGGGGGCGUCGCUAGUUGACUUGGACGAUCUAUGUUCUUCAAACGCCAUCCAAUGCUCCCUCAGCAACAACGCGCCCGCCGCCCACACACAAGCCAUCGGUAAGGACAGAAAAAAUGCAUCACUCUGCGGGAAAAUACCAGUUUUACCGAAGGCUUCACGUGGAAUUAUUUGUGGCGCACUUGAUUCUAACGGAUGCAUGAUCGACCUCCGAGCCUGAUGAAUCACUGACGUGCUAAACAUCCGUCAGUCCGUGAUGUUACAAAUGCUUUUCACCGCUGUCCGUCCGAAGUCUUCAGUCAGGAGAGAGAGAGGAGUAGGUCCGUGGACUGUAAAUAAAGAUGGAUGACACGUAUCCACUUUGUACCAAUAUUAAGCUAAAACAUCCUGGAUAUGGAUGCAACUAUCGUUUGACGUCAUCUUAAAUAAGGGUCAGUGCAGAAGUAAUCGUGGAGUCCUGCCGAAAUAUGACCUAUACUGCAGCCAGCCACCAGGGGGCAAUCAAGAUCCUUUGGCUUCACUUUCAGGAGUUGCCACGUCCAUCUUUAUAUACAGUUCUUAAUGGGGACACUAUGACUGACAAAUAUUUAUCAAUAGGUUUGUAUGGAGAAGCUCCUUGUGAUCGUGUGCCCCUCCCCUGUGGUCAUUGUGUAGUGAAAAGAUGUUGUUGUAUACGUGUGUGUGCAUUAGAGACCUACUAUACCCUGAUUAGUGUUAUGUAUAUUAACCAGCAGAAAUAUAACUCUUCUCACUCCUCUCUCUGCUUUGGUGCAUUUUCUCUUUGCUGGAAUACUUCGAACUGUGCGACGCCCCCCCCCCC
Pleuronectes platessa (European plaice) is the source of this 3313-nucleotide messenger RNA. Its product is annotated as epsin-1. NCBI's taxonomy places the organism in Eukaryota, Metazoa, Chordata, Actinopteri, Pleuronectiformes, Pleuronectidae. Gene Ontology annotation, molecular function: phospholipid binding; clathrin binding. The record is from RefSeq and is a predicted model, not a curated record. Gene Ontology annotation, cellular component: plasma membrane; clathrin vesicle coat; endosome. The transcript has 10 exons. The coding region runs from base 281 to 2713 and encodes 810 amino acids. Gene Ontology annotation, biological process: endocytosis.